Molecule: messenger RNA, 1206 nt
Organism: Pistacia vera
Lineage: Eukaryota; Viridiplantae; Streptophyta; Magnoliopsida; Sapindales; Anacardiaceae
Exons: 2
Coding region: 1-1206 (401 amino acids)
Molecular function (GO): protein dimerization activity
Source: RefSeq, a predicted model, not a curated record
AUGAAUCGGGGAAACUUUCUUGAACUUUUACACUAUACAGCUGAGCAAAAUGAAGAAUAUAGAUUAGUAGCAUCGGAGAAUGCUCCUGGACAUGACAAAUUGAUUGCUCCUAGUAUCCAAAAAGAUAUAAUCAAUGCAUUUGCAGUUGAAACCAUCAACAAACUAAUUAGUGAUCUUGGAGAUGUUUUUUUUUCUAUACUAGUUGAGGAAGCUCGUGAUGGAUCCAACAAAGAGCAGAUGGCAAUUAUCUUACGUUAUGUAAAUAAAAGAGGAUGUGUUGUUGAGUGUCUAUUGAGCAUUAUGCAUGUCACAGAUACGACUGCUUUGACACUAAAGAUGGGAAUCAAAACAUUGUUCUCUAAAUACAAUUUGAGCAUAUCAAGAUUACAUGGACAAGGUUAUGAUGGUGCGAGUAAUAUGCGAGGUCAGUUUAAUGGGUUAAAAGCACUUAUAUUGAAAGAUAAUGAAUAUGCCUUCUAUGUUCAUUGUUUUGCUCACCAACUUCAACUAGCACUUGUAGCUGUGGCAAAAAAGGAUACAAAUAUUGAGAGACUUUUUUUGAAAGUUUCUUGUGUGAUAAAUAUUGUUGGAUGGUCACCUAGAUGUAGGGAUCUUCUUAAUGAGAAACAAGCUUUGAAAGUGAAAAAAGCUAUUGAAAGUGGUGAGCUUUCAACAAGGCAAGAUUUGCAACUAUCAGAGCUUAACAGUCGUUUUAAUGAAGGUAAUACAAAAUUACUUAUUUGCAUGGCCUCUCUAAAUCCAAGUGAUUGCUUUCAAGCAUUUGAUAAGGGAAAAUUAGUUCGUUUUGCUCAAUUUUAUCCACUUGAAUUUUCUUCUAUUGAUCUUAUGGCAUUUGAACUUCAACUUGAUAAUUACAUUAAUGAUAUGCGCUCAAAUAGUGAUUUUUCAGAACUAAAUGAUAUUACUAGUCUUGCUCAGAAAAUGGUUGAGAAGAAGAAGCAUCUUAUUUACUCAUUGGUAUAUUUGCUCAUCACAUUGGCUUUAACCUUACUAGUUGCAACUGCAAGUGUAGAAAGGGCAUUUUCUGCUAUGAAAAUUGUGAAGACUCAUUUACGCAAUUGGAUGGGAGAUCAAUUCUUGAAUGAUAGCCUAAUUCCAUAUGUUGAGAAAGAUAUGUUUGACAGUGUUGAUAAGGAGAUGGUCAUGCAACGAUUCCUCAAUAUGAAGCCCCGUCGAGGACAAUAG